UUCCGUUCAACGUACUUCCGGUUUAGAUUAUUUCACUCAUGCUCCUGCAACGGUGAAUUUUUUUUAACCACGCAAGGCAGACAGGAGAAGAAGACCGAGUAAAAACACACAACUACAAUGUUUAAACUAGAAGGACUCGGCCCAAAGAUGGACCCAGAGGAGAUGAAGAAGAAAAUGCGACAAGACGUGAUCUCAUCUCUACGAAACUUCCUUAUUUACGUCGCUCUCCUCAGAGCCACCCCAUAUGUGCUGAAGAAGCUGGACAGCAUAUGAGCAGAGCAGCUGUUCUCUU
Messenger RNA from Labrus mixtus (cuckoo wrasse), 292 nucleotides. It is a transcript of the gene tomm5, whose product is annotated as translocase of outer mitochondrial membrane 5 homolog (yeast). Gene Ontology annotation, cellular component: mitochondrial outer membrane translocase complex. Bases 118 to 273 code for a protein of 51 amino acids. Lineage: Eukaryota; Metazoa; Chordata; Actinopteri; Labriformes; Labridae. The record is from RefSeq and is a predicted model, not a curated record. The transcript is spliced from 2 exons.